AUCAUUACCUACCAGGCUGAAUAGCAUCAAUGGCAAAUUCCCCAACAUUGGUAUAUCGCUCGUUACCUAGGUAGCUAUGGAAAUUCUACGUUCAGUUUUGCUAGAUCGUAAUGGGUGAAGCCCCCUCUAGAUCUAGAUAAAAACAAAACAUGCGAAAACCGCUCGCAAGGACUGGGAUUGGGCGGCUGCUAUCUGAACACGCUUGGAGCCAGGCGCUAUCCCGAAAGACGACCGCGAAGCGUAAGCUUCCUAUUUCUCCGAAUUCUAUCCUGGCGCUACGCCUAAGGCGUACGUCUGACGAAGAAAAGAAAAGGCAUCAAAUUGCCUAUCGGUUUGCGGCCUCUUUGCGAAGUGGCCGCCUCCCGAUUCUAACCCUACAGAGGUGGUUAGCAAGUCAAGAUCUGUCGUCAGAAGGACCUUUAGCUACAGACAUAGCUGAGAAGACUAAAGCCGACUGGACAGAUGCCUUCAACAAUCUAGCCGGGAGGGGGUGGUCAUGGGACGAUGUCGACCAUUGGAUAUGGAUACUCUCUGGAAAGGAUGAGGAUACUCGCGUGCAGCGUCUUAUCUCUACUGAUACCCCGAGGCCUAUCUUCCUUCUACUUCUUCUCCUCCGGAGUGAGACAUUUCAAAAUGCCGGGACAUUAUCCUCCUUGAUGCAGUAUAUCUCUAAGCAUCAUAUGACGCUGUAUAGGAAGCCCGCCGGUACUCAAGUCGAACCGAAGAAGAUCCUCACCGUAUCCCAGUUCCUUAUAGUGCUGCGUCGCCUCGUUCGCCACGUUCAGGUUGUUCACCCUCCGUCUAUUGUUACUGUUGCUCGCCUUGCGGCAAAUUACAUUGAAUCUAUUCCAAAUGAUCCGCACCAUACGCUUCACAACACUGAUUACCAUGAUCAGUGUACCGUCUAUAAUACAGCACUCUAUCAUUUGAAGAGGCAUGCAUCCAAUCAACCACUUGCCAAUAUGGAAUUUAAUUGGAGGGCGCAAAAAAACCUUCUAACCAUGUCGGAUGGGCUGAGAAAGCCAUUAAUCAUUAACAAGGCUAGCUAUCAGGCUAUUCGACAAGUGCUUGUUGGAUUAAAGAAAUCAGGCAAGGAGAGAGCAGUCGCAUUGCGGUAUGCUAAAUCGUGGCCGCCAUAUAGGCAGGACUUUGAUGGAAGGGAUACGAAGCGGAGCAUUGAAGACGACAGAUCCAGAAGUGUAAAAGCCGGGGUUCUCAUGCAAGAAGCUGGCUAUCCAGUAGAUGAAUAUGACAGGGCGCUAGACGUCUUGGGCGGUACCGACGAGGGCUCCCCUACAAUACAGACCCGCAGUCUCCCGCCGAAGCAGUGGACCGGUAAGGUGGAAGAGCAAAACAUCUACUCUCGCUGGGCCAUGAGCAUCAGAGCGACCCGCAAUUCCCAAGAGGCUUGGAAAGCUUUCAACAACUUUGCGGAAAAGUCUGGGCUAGCACCUACUCUUCCAGUCUAUAACGAAAUGUUCGUGAAGCUUCAGGCAGCACCAGUGGACCUUGAAUGGAGCGGAGAUCUGUUACCUGGUGAUUCGAGAGAGACAUUUCCCGUCCACGAUGCUAAUUACAGCCAGUAUGAAUUAGCUCGGUUAUCUCCUCCCACUGUGUCGGAACUAUACGCUGAGAUGAUGAGUCGUGGCAUUAGACCGGGAGGUCAUGGCCUCCACAAUCUGAUUAUAAACGCAAGAUCUGUUGAAGAAGGACUGCGUUAUCUUCAUGACAGUGGCGUACCUUCUGAUGUUACCGAGUCUCUCGCUGCUUAUAGAUUAUCAUUCACACAGUCCCUAAGGCGAAUACCACUUCUCUCUUUCAGCAGUUACAUUCGUCUGCUUUGUAAGUUACAGCCCAAUCGCCAAGGUCAUGAUAAAAUUUACGGCAACGAGCUCUAUCGAAUACGCUACGCCGUCAUUCUCACUUCGAUGAGACUUUCCCCAGAUACAACUGAAGGCAGAACCUUUCGGCCUCCUUGGUAUGCCAUCUUGCGAGCAUUAGCACGCGCUCAUAUAGCUGUCACGGAUGGACCUGCUGCAGAAAAUGAUCUUGAGGCUCUGAAGAUGUCUAUGGAAAUUGUACAGUCUGCACGCAGCAGGGUGGGAAUUGAUUCUGAGCUCUUCAUACUACUUUGCCGUGCCAUUCAGAAAGCGGCGCUCUCAAGACUCAGAUCCCUGCCAGAGGUAGAUCGUCUACAUGCCCCUCUGAUACCUAACUCACACCAAUUACUGGAAAUAACUAGCUCGAUUUUUUCCAAACUAACAACACCGAUUGUUGAUGGAAUGCCGGCGUCUUCUCCAAUGCUUAAUCUGCAAUAUCCAAUGGGCCCGCCUCACCUCCAUGCAUACAUGCGAGCUCUCGCAUUCUUACAAGCCCGAGAUCAAAUGACGGGGCUUAUUUUUUGGAUGUUAGAUAACUACAGCUAUGUCAAAGAGGAAGCCGAACGCUACAGCAAUCGUGGGCCAGCCAUGAUAGCUAAGACUUUUUGCGCCUUCCAGGCCUUUGCUAGCCCUGCCCUUGAAGAGGGUGUACAACAAGAGCUAGAGGAUCGCAUGGACCGUCUCGUCGCGGAUGGGGGGAACUGGAGAUGGCCAACGGCGGAAGAAGUUGAGAACUAUACUUCUGCAGAUGCGAGAGGUGGCUCUGAAGCGAUUCGGCGUAGGUUAAUGGCAGAUGCGCACACGAGCAAUGUGCAUGAUAGCCGGCUGGAGGCAAUAGCCGCCUAGCCGUGUGUAUAAUACAAUCUGCAUAGUCAGGAUUUAUAUAUAAUGAUGAAGAUACCCAUAGAUUUAAAAUUCACGUACAUUCUAUAACAA
This is a messenger RNA of Xylaria bambusicola, 2816 nucleotides long. RefSeq lists its product as uncharacterized. The transcript has a single exon. The record is from RefSeq and is a predicted model, not a curated record. Bases 150 to 2726 code for a protein of 858 amino acids. Lineage: Eukaryota; Fungi; Ascomycota; Sordariomycetes; Xylariales; Xylariaceae.